CAAUUCACACUUACACAGAAUUCAACAAUCUAGUAUUCCAUCUUCUAGUCUAAGAUUCUUAGCCAGUUGGUAAUUUGGCCAAAAUAUAAUUCAAAGUCCUAUCUCAAAUUCCAUGCUGAAAAACGCGUUGGAAUGCCUGAAUUUUUUCCACAAACUCCUUCCUUUCCUAAAGCUAAAGCUAGGAAAAGUCACAAAUUGUUCUACAGGAAUAGAACAAACUAGGGACUAUAUUUACCUGCUGCUACAACCGUGCUUUUUUCACAAAAUUUCAAAGUCUAGUUCUCAAAUCCUUGUUAAACCAUGGCUUUUGCUUCUCCAUAUUCUCUAUGUCCCGUUCUACUUUUCCUGCUGCCAGUUUGUGUUUUAGCUCAAACAUCUCAGAAUAUAUCAUUGAACUCCACAUUAACUGCAGCACUUGAUAAAAACAAUUCCUGGAAAUCUCCAUCUGGAGAUUUUGCAUUUGGAUUCCAGCAAAUAGAAGCCGGAAUGUUCUUGCUAGCCAUAUGGUUUAACAACAUACGUGAAAAAACCAUUAUUUGGUCAGCCAAUGGUGGAAAUCUGGUGCAACAAGGCUCCACAAUUCAACUUACAAGAGAUGCUCAGUUCAGGCUCAAUGACAACCAAGGAAAGCCAGUGUGGACAGCUAACUUGGCUGGCUCAGGUAUUGUUGAUCAUGCGGCUAUGCUCGACACGGGGAACUUUGUAUUGGCAAGCCGGGAUGACUCCCCUUUGUGGGAAAGUUUUGGUCAGCCAACUGAUACAAUACUACCCACACAAAUAUUAAACAGAGGCAGCAGGCUCGUUGCUCGUUAUUCAGAAAUGAACUACUCGAGCGGAAGAUUUUUGAUGCAGUUACCAUCAAAUGGAAAUCUUGUACUUUCUACUGUACAUUUCCCACAGACUUCACCAAAUCGUGAUUACUGGUCAGCUAACUCUGAUGGGGGUGGCUUUCAGGUUACCUUUAACCUGUCUGGCUACAUCUACCUAGAAGCUGAAAAUGGAAGCUUACUCCGCUAUAUAACAUUAAAUAAAUCUUCAACUAGUGACUUCUACCAGCGAGCAAUCCUUGAAUAUGAUGGUGUCUUCAGGCAAUACGUGUAUCCAAGGAACGAUAGUGUCGCCGAUGGAUGGCCUAUGGCCUGGUCGUUGUCAUCUUCUGUCCCAGAAAAUAUUUGCCAGAGUAUCGCAGACGUGAACCAAGUCGAAGGUAGUGGGGCUUGCGGGUUCAACAGCUACUGUAUUCAAGGAGAUGAUAAGAGGCCUAGAUGCGAGUGCCCCCCUGGAUACACAUUCUUGGAUCCAGAUAAUGAAAUGAAUGGAUGCAAACAGGAGUUUGUCCCACAAGAGUGUAACAGAGGCCAAGAUGCAGAUCAUUUUGAAAUGAGGGGGCAGUCCGGCGUAAAUUGGUGGGGAGGGGAUUAUGAACAUUAUAAUGACAUUGAUGAGGAUUGGUGUAGACAGGUAUGCUUAACAGAUUGCUUUUGUGCCAUUGCAAUCUUUAAUGGAGGCCGUCAAUGUUGGUUGAAGAGAAUUCCUUUCUCAAAUGGGCUGAGAGUUGAUUCUGGAACUAAAGCACUGGUCAAAAUACGGAAAGACAAUUCCACAACAUCAAUUUGCAAGGAGGAAGGCUGUUCUGCACCACCAUUUGCUGCUAAGGGUUCAGAGAAACAUAAGUCAACACUGAUUCUUAUUCUAACUAUGCUCUUUAGUGGCUCAGCAUUUUUGAACCUUGUUCUGUUGAUUGCUACUUUUUGGGCUGUUCAAAGGAUAAGAAGGGUGAUAAAGCCCCCCCGAGAAAUCCAAGGCAUAAAUUUGCGAAGCUUCACUUACAAGGAACUUGAAGGAGCUACAAAUAAUUUCAAAGAAGAACUUGGAAGGGGUGCUUGCUCAACAGUUUACAAAGGAAUUCUUGCUAUUGGUAACAAUAGUUUGAUUGCCGUUAAAAGAUUGGACAAGAUGGUAACAGACAGUGAGCAAGAAUUUCAAGCAGAAAUGAGUGCAAUUGGCAAGACAAAUCACAAGAAUCUUAUGCAGCUUCUAGGAUUUUGCAAUGAGGGACAACAUCGACUUUUGGUGUAUGAAUACAUGAGCAAUGGAUCUUUAGCAUCUUACCUCUUCGGAAAUUCAAGGCCCAGUUGGUAUAGAAGAACUCAAAUUGCUUUUGGAACAGCAAGAGGGCUUGUUUAUUUGCAUGAAGAGUGCAGCAAACAGAUCAUACACUGUGACAUCAAGCCUCCAAAUAUCCUUCUAGAUGACUCUUUGACAGCAAGAAUUUCAGACUUUGGAUUGGCAAAACUUUUAAAGACAGACCAGACACGAACAGUUACUGCAAUUAGGGGAACAAAAGGAUAUGUUGCUCCAGAAUGGUUCAAAAGCAUGCCUAUCACAGUCAAAGUCGAUGUUUACAGCUUUGGAAUUUUGCUGCUAGAGCUCAUUUGUUGCAGGAAGAAUUUUGACCAAGAUGCAAGGAAUGAAAAUCAAAUGAUAUUGGCUGAUUGGGCAUACGAUUGCUAUGAAGAAGGGAGAGUGUAUCUGCUAGUGCAGGAGGAUGAAGAGGCAAUUCAAGAUAUGAAGAGGGUAGAAAAGUUUGUGAUGAUUGCCAUUUGGUGCAUUCAAGAUGAUCCAUUGCUAAGACCCACCAUGAAGAGAGUCUCACAGAUGCUGGAAGGAGCUAUUGAAGUUGCUCCUCCUCCAAAAUCUCCCAAUUGGUCAGUUCAAUACUCAUCUUCAACCGCCUCCAGCCGGAUCAUACAUUGUGACAUCCAGCCUCAAAAUAUCCUACUUGAUGGUUCCUUGACAGCAAGAAUCUCAGACUUUGGAUUAGCAAAACUUCUGAAGAUAGGCCAGACACGAACUUUUACAGAAGUCAAGGGAACAAGAGGAUAUGUUGCACCUGAAUGGUUGAUUGGAAACAAGCCUGUCACAGUCAAGGUCAACAUCUACAGCUUUGGAAUUUUGCUACUAGAGCUCAUUUGUUGGAGGACAGUUGAGCAAGAUUUAGAGGAUGAAAAACAAAAGGUAUUGGCUGAUUGGGCAUAUAAUUGCUAUGAAGAGGGGAAACUGUAUCUUCUAGUUCAGGAGGAUGAAGAGGCAAUGGAGGACAUUAACAGGGUAGAGAAGUUUGUAAUGAUUGCCAUUUGGUGCAUUCAAGAUCACCCAUCUCUGAGAACCCCUAUGAAGAGAGUCUCACAGAUGCUAGAAGGAACCAUUGAAGUUCCUUAUCCUCAAGUCAAUCGCUAUUCAUCAGUUUAAUUUAAACCUACCAAAGCCCCAAGAUCAGUUAAUAGAGGAGUGUGAUCAAUAUUGUUGGUUCUUCGGAUUCAUGGGGUGAUCUCUGUUGAUCUUGUGAAGCUUUCUUCUAGAUAUUCCUAGUUACAUGUUAGGUGAAGAAAUGUGUUAGGGCUGU
This is a messenger RNA of Rubroshorea leprosula, 3406 nucleotides long. Lineage: Eukaryota; Viridiplantae; Streptophyta; Magnoliopsida; Malvales; Dipterocarpaceae. The record is from the annotation of a GenBank genome assembly.